AAUAACAAUAACAAUAAUAAUAAUAAGAAUAAUAAUAUAAUAAUAAUAAUAAGAAGAAGAAAAAAAAUUUAAAAAUAAAAAGCUAUGUUGCGGCCAUUACAGCCGCGACCACGUCCGCCUCCACUGCCAUUUCCGCGACCGCGGCUGGACGGUGGCGCUGUUUCGCGCCGCAGCUUAUUCAUCUUUCUUCUAUAUUGGCGAAUGAGCUGCUUUUUUGUUCUGUAUGACUGAAAAAAUAAAUAUUAUGUUAUUAUUCAUAAACAAUGAAUACCAGAAAAAUCGUACGAACAGGUAAGUAAAAAAACUACUUACGUUUUGCACCUCAGGCUCAUACAGCUCGUUCAGCUGUGACACGUGCGGUUGAUACGGCUACGGAAAGAAUCAAUAUUAUAUUAUUAUAUAUAAACAAAAAAUAGCAGAAACAACGUAUAAACAUGAACGCGAAAAAUAGGACUUACUGUAUGUCCUGCCGGUUGUUUCUGCGGCUGUUGCUGUGGUACUGGGGGCGGCUGCAAAAAUAAAUAUUCUGUUAUUAUGUGUAAACAAAGAAUAGCAGAAAUAACGUAUAAACAGGAACGUACAAAAACGACUUACGAUAUACUGAGCCUGUUCUAUUUUUUGCAGCAGUUGUUGCAUCUGCAGCAUUUGCUGCUGCUGCAUCUGCAGUAUCUGCAACAGUGGUUGCGGUACAACUUCUGGUUGCAACCGCAACUGCUGCACCUGCUCUUGCAGCUGCAACAGCGGCGCCGGUUGUGGUUGCGGUUGCGCUUGGAGAUCACCGCUUUUAUCUUGUGGACACGAGUCUAGAGAAGGCAAUUUUUUAACUUUUUUAUUUUAGCCUGUGAUGAAAAUGUAAAAUAUGACAUGUGUAAAAAAUAUGUUAUGUGUAUGCUGAAAAUUUCAUUGAGAUCGGUCAAUGCACUGAGAAGUUACAAUUUCUGAAAAUCGUGGCUUUUCAUCUAAGAACGUGACUAGUUAUGUUCUUAGAUUGCGAUUCUCGGAAAUUUUAAUUGUAACUUCUAAAUGCAUUUACCGGUCUCGAUGAAAUAUUAAAACCAUGCACAUAACUCAUUUGAAUCUACGAAAGACAUUUUUUAAAUUUUCAUUAUAGGCUCACAUAAACCCACUGUAUAUGAGACAAAGCAAAAAAUAUUUUUGGUACAAAUGGUCACCUUAUUAUAAUUGUCAAUGACACUCGCGAAGUAAAGAAAACAAGAAACACUUACUGUCGCCUUUUUCCAUUUUCUGUUCACUUUCUCCGAAACCUUGUGCACGGUCCAAGUUCAACGACGCCAGUGAAAUUGGAAAACGAGAGCGCGUUGGCGUUUCGUUUCUUUUUAGAGCGUCGCCAUGGCUGUCGUUGUUAUUUCUUUAUUUCUAACAAUAAGGCCUCUUCGCAUAGAAGCCAUACAUAUAUAUAAGACAUCUUCGCAUAGAAGACAUACAUACAUAUAUAUUAUUGAUAAAAUUUCCAAGCAUUUGUGAAAAAAAUAACCACAAAUGGGAAAUACAAAAAAUACCAGGAGAAGACUCUCCCUCAAAAAAGCUUAUAGAAAACUGUAAGUGCUAACAAUUUAUAUGUACAUUUCAGUAACUUGUGUGAAUUGUCCUACAUUCGUUUUACUUUGCAGGCGACGGAAAGAAUGGGAAUCGUCGACAACGACGAUUCAAGCUGAUGCAGUUUUCGAAGACAAAUAUUUCGAAAAUAAAGAUGCGGGGCGCAUCUCAGAAUCGAAAAACGUCCUAUUCGCAAAUAAAAAUAAAGAUGAUCCGGGGCGCAUACCAGAAUCGAAAAACGUCCUAUUCGCAAAAAAUAAAGAUGAUGCGGGGCGCAUCCCAGAAUCGAAAAACGUCCUGUUCGCAAAUAAAGAUUUUGGGCGCAUAUCACAAAACGUCCUUCGCGAAAACGACGAAACUGUCGUUGUACAAUGCGAUUCUACAAGUGUGAAACCCACUGUAGUAGUACAAAACGUCCUGGACGAUAGCGACGACAAUCUUAUCGUAGACGUCGGACACGAAGAUAUGGGACAUAUUUCGGAAAAUGUGCCAGAUGGCCGCCGCAUUGUUGACGUUCAGUUCUUUUGGAAUGAAAUACAUAGAACGUUCGACAAUCAUGCGCGAGGUAUUGAAUGUCAUUUUCGCGAUUGGAAAAUGAUCGGUAGUCGCCAGCAUGGGUGUCUGACACAGCUUUUCUUCAAGUGCCAAAUGUGCAAUUACGAAGAUACUGUUUGGUCGGAACCUAUGAAUUCAGAUAUAAUGAAUAUAAAUGAGGCCACGACAACCGCGACUGUUACAGUCGGAAUCGACUAUGCACAAUUAGAAGAAUUAUGCGCCGCCCUGAACAUGCCCUGCAUGGCUGAAACGACGUACCGGAGGUACCGUGAAAAACUUGUAGAUCAGUUUAUGAAAAGCGCAAUGUAUACCAUACAGGCAGCCGGUGAAGAAGAAAGACGAUUAGCUUUUGAAAACAAUGAAGUCGUCGACGGUAUCCCAUAUAUAACUGUCAUAGCGGAUGGUAGCUGGAUGAAAAGAUCGUAUGGAACGAAUUAUAAUUCACUUUCCGGUGUCGGUGCCGUUGUAGGUUUCCGCACAGGAAAAGUUCUGUUUAUCGGCAUACGCAAUAAAUACUGCACAAUAAAAGACUUACACUAUACAGAUAUUACGCUAAAGUUCACAAGAACUCAAAACGCACUUUAAAAGGAAAUCUCACGAGAGAAAAUUCAGCAAGGAAUGCGAUUCUGAAAUUUUCACGGCUCCGAUUUUAAUCGAUAUGUUUCAAUGCCGGAGGAUGAAGAACAAUUGCCAUUCAGGACAACUGAAUAAAAGUUAAAUAAACAAUUUGAAAUCGAGCGCCGGAAGAGGAAACAUACAGGCGACGACGCGACGACGCCGCACCCCCAUCACUACUUUUUCUUCCGUCCCUCCCAGUAAAUUCAUAAAAUGUGUUUUCCAUUCUUCUUCUUUUAUGUUCGUCUGUGGCUGCCCUCUCUUUUUUCUUUCCCUGUUGACUAUUCUCCAUACAUCUUUGUCCGUUUUCACUCCCUCUAUCUCUUUUAUAAACCUUUCGUUUUCUUCUUUCUUUUUCUCUUCGCAGAGCCUAUUAUAUUCUUUCUUUGCCUUUUUGUAGCUCUCUACCUCUUCUCUCCCUUUUCUCCAGUCUCUUAGCACUUUCCUAACCUCUUUUUUUCUCUUUUUACAUUCCUCGUCCCACCAUCCCUUUUUCUUGUUCUUUUGCCCUUUUUUUCUUCCUCUCUCUAGCCCUCUCUUGAUCUCCUCUAUCGUUGCUUCCAUGUCCUCGUUCAGUUCCUUAAUCUUCUCUUUCCUCCAGGUUAUUCCUUCUGUGAAUUCCUUCCUCCCCUGUUCUGACCAAUCCCCUCUCGGUGCUGCUCUUCUCCUCCUUCCUAUAUCUGUUGUUUUCUCUUCUCGCCCUCUCAUUUCCACUACCAGCGGGUGGUGGUCUGAGUCUAUCUUGUCCCCAAUUUCCAUCCUUUUUAUCCCUUCCCUCCCUUCCUCCUCUGCAAUAACGUAAUCUACCACCGUGUCUCCUCUGGCCCCUGUAUAAGUGAAUUUCCCUUCCUCAUCCCCCUCUAUAUUUCCGUUCAAGAAUGACCAACCUGCCUCCCUCAGCAUCUCUAGUAACCUAUUUCCUUCCGCAUUGAUUUUCUUAUCUUUGGACUUUCUUUUCCCUUCUCCUUCCUCCUCCUCGUCUUCUGGUUUGAUUCCCCCCUCCUCUCCAGUUCUCGCAUUGAAAUCGCCUCCUAUCAGCGACCUUCUUCCUCCCCCUAUUUCUUCUAACCAUGGUCUAAGUUCCUCUAUCUUUGCGUCUAUGUCUCCAUUUACAUACACCCCCACAAUCCUCCAGUCCAACUCCCCCCUUUGCAUUCUGCCGUUAUUAUACCCUCUUUCCCCUCCUCUGUUGAUAUCCCCCCUUCCCUUCCCAGUAUCUCUUCCUUUACUCCCAUUAUCAUCCCUCCCAUUGCUCUUCCUUUUCUGUUUUUCCUUCUCGCUGGCUGCGCUUCCCACCUGUAUCCUUUAGGCAAUCUGUCCUUCAUCUUGUCCCAUCCUUUCUCUUCCAGCCAUGUUUCUAUAAGCACCACCGCGUCCCAUUCCUUUACUGUCUCCCAGAAGUCUACGUCUUUAUUCUUUACCCCUGCGCAGUUCCAGAAUCCUACCGUCCAGCUUCCAUCGUCCUUCUUUUCUUCUUUUCUUGUCCCUUCCUUCUUCUCCCUUUUCCUUUCUCUUGCUGCGUCCUUUCCUUCUUGCUCCCUGUUGUUCCCCUCGGUCACUUCCUUAUCUGAUCCUCUGGCUUUCUUUUUUCCUUUCCUUUUCUUUCCUCCUUCUGUGUAUUUACGCCCUUCUCUGUUUCAUCGAGCCCUAUGUCCCUUGCCCCUCUUCCCCCUUUCCCCUGUUCCUCUUCCUGCACAAGUUUCCAUUCCCUCCCCUCCCCAUCGGUUAGCAUCCCUUUUUCGUCAUCCUAUUUCCACCAUUUCCCUUCUAUUCUUAUUUUCUUGAAAUCUACUCAUACAUAUUUUCCUUUCUCUUUUUCUCCUCUUGCGAUUCUUCUUAAUAUCCACUGAAUCCUCCUUUCGUCCCAUGUGAGGUCGUCCUCCAAUCUCUCCUCCCUCCCCUUUAACGCCCUUUUGUUCUCCAUUAUUUUCCUCUUUAACUCGACCGUCUUUAUUUUUACUUGUAUCAUGUGUAUUUCUUUUCCCUUUUCAGCUGUUCCCACCGCUUUCACCUCCUCUAUUGCGUCCUCCACCCCCGUUACCUUUAGGGUCUUCUCCGCUCUUUCUUUCAUCUCCUCUAUUCGCUUUUACACCCCUGAUUAUUAUGUUCUCUUUCUCUCUUCUUUUUCUUUUCUCUCCCAUUUCCUUUCUAGCUCCUUCAGUUUUUCUUCAAUUUUUACCCCUUCAUUCCCCUCUCUCCUAUUCCUUGUGGCUUCUUGCACCGCCCUGAGCAUUUUCUCUUCUAUUGCCUUCCAUCUCAAGUCCCUCACUUCUCUUCUCUCUAACUCUUCCAUUUUCUUCGUCAUAGUUUCCAUCUUCCUCUGCAGCUCUCUUUUCUGGUCUAUCCAUUCUUCCUCUCUUCUUCUCAUUUCCUCUUUUAACUGCUCUAUCUCUUUUCUUAGGUACUUCCCUAGUAGCUUCAUAUUUGCGUCCAUCUUUUCCAUCUUUCCUCCUAAAUUUUUAUCCAUUUCUUUGAUUAGCUCGGUUAAUUGACUUAUCCCUCCCUCCUCUUUCUUCUUUUCUGGCGAUCUCCCUGUUAGCUUACUCUCUCCGAACAUCCAGUUACCUGUUUGUCUAUCACCUCCCUCGCUGGCGUCCUUUCCUGUUUCUGCCUCAUUUUCUGUAUCCCUCUUCCUUUUCCAUAUAUCCGCCAGGUUCGCCAUGCUUCCUAUGCUCUGGGACCUUUCACUUGUCAAGGUUUCCACUUGUCAAGAUCGAUGGCCUCCCUCUUCUUCCCCCUUUUUCUUGUUUCCCCUGCUCGUUCUUUCCUUCCCCUAUCUUCUUUCCCUCUUUCUCGUCUCCCAUCUCCCUCUUUUGUGCCUUGUCUCCGCUGCUGUUUCUUCCUUACCGGCUGUUUGCCUAUUCUAUCUCUUUCCUCUCCUGUGUCCUAGGUGUCGCUCUCUCCCUCCUCUUCUGUUGCUCACCGUUUCUCUUUCUUUAUUUCCCUCCUAACCUCAAACUGCUCCUUUUCCUUUUAUCGUUUCUCUUUCCUCCUUCCGCCCUUCCCGCCCCUUAGCUUAUCCCUCCUUGCCUUUUCCGGACUUUUCCGCUUCCUUUGGCGCGGUUCACCUCCUCCCACCCUUCUUUAUAACAGCUGUUCCUAGUAUUGUUGAGCACUCACUUAACACGUCUAUUCACAACCGUUUCCACAGGGCGAGUCCCCAUGUUUAUUUUAUAUAUAAAUGUUAAAUAAGUUAAUAAAUAUAUAUAAUUAUCAAUAUUUAAUCAAGUAUUAUGUUUUUGAUUAAUAAAAUAAAAUAAUUUUUAACAAAUUUUCUGACGUAAUUAUAAAAGAUAUUGAAAUUCUAUUUAUAGUAAAAGAUUCUGUAGACUUUCCUGAAUACAACGAUACCUAUCUUUAAUACAUUGUAAAUGUUUAAAUAUGUUUAAACGAUCAUUGAACGCGGAGGGACCCCGAUUUGGCACCAACUUUUUAGGAUAUUUUUCAAUUUAUCUGAAAAACUAGAGGUCCAGCGUAAAAUCGACUUAGACCACGCGAUAGAGCCGAUUUUUAUCUUGAAAAACCACCUGAAGAAAAUUGCAACAUCGAUUUUUUUAUUAAGCCAGAAAGCGAAAUAGCUUUGCGAGAGACAAAGUACCAACAGUGGCGUUCAAAUGUGUUUCAAUGACGAAUAUACACGUCGAAUGCAGUUAACUAGUUAAUAAUCGUAUCUGGUACUGCGUAUCUAGUACAUUAUCGUGUGCAACGACCAAGAUGGGUGUAAUUUAAUUCAAUCGCCAUUUUCUUGAAAAGGGGCAAAAACGGACAACCAAUUUUUUCUGAUUCUGAUAGAGGAAGGUUCACUCUUUCCUGCAGUAAUAAUUAAACUCGUCGCAAAUGGUUGCAACUUUUUAAAAUCCUACACAAAGUCAAGAUUUUAGUUAAACGUACUUUGUUUCAAUCAGGUCUUAUUAUUUAAAAAGUUGUUAACAUUUUAACUUACUUUAUGCACUGAAUAGAAUCUAUACUAAUCUAGUAAACUUUAUAAUUCAUUUCAUUUCAGUAAAGUUCUUUACAAUGGUAAAUUGAAGUUACGGAUAAUAUCAUCAGCGUUUAGUUCUGGCGAAUUUCUAUUGACUUUGAGUGCGGACCACAGCAAAAUGGAAACAAAUAUGAAAAAACGGAUUACACUACGUUAAACUACAGUUUAUUCUCUAUCGAUGUAUGUAAUUAGUUUUUCAAUUUUCGAAUUCACGAAAAUCGACUUUCGAUCGUCGAAAACCGGUUUGUCCCACUGUGCGCCGGUGUCUAGCAGGAGCUUUCCUCUUCUUUGCAUUCCGACCAGUUGGGCAGAGAUGUGUCGAAGUUCUCCGAAUAUGCUUGAUACUCGGGGCUCUCGUUCUUCUGGAUCGUCUCGUCCUCCUCGUUGAUGCUGUUCACUGGUGGUGAGAUUUUCCCUGACUGGGAAACACUGAUUUUUUCAGAAACACUGAUUUUGAGUGUGUCCUUUAGCACCACACUUUUAGCGCGUUAACUGUAAUCUCUGUUAUAAUGGUACAGCGUAAUUCGGUACCGUACUUUGUUUUUCGUUCGAUGAUCGAAUUUGUAACGGAGAUGAUGUGAACGGCCGUCGGACGGGCGCUCAGAUUUAAGGCGGCCGGAUUUAAAUAUGUAACCUAAACUAACCUAUCACAUCUAUAUAUGAUUUUAAUAAUAAUAAUAAUUUUCAAAAAUGUGCUAAUUAAAACCGUCGCCACACGGACCGCGGCAGCACUCUCCAGCGCGACCGGCAGCCACAUUGGAAGCCGGUCAUCUCUACCAAUCAACGUGCUUGACGUCAUCACGAAGCAACGCCAACGGCUCGUGCAGCCGAGAAGAGAACUUCUCGGCCAUUACUGUUCGACGAUACGCAGCGAAAACAUGUGUAUAACGAAUUGCUUAAUUUCCUUGUAUUAUUGAGUCUCGAUCGCAAAUUCGACGCUGUAAACGCGGAAUUCGCGCUGUCGGCCGAUGCUAUUGCGUAAACACAAGUGUUGAUUCAAAACGUGGUUUCAAUACAUCUCAACCUCAAUCUCGACCACCGCGACGCGUGUGAGACUCCUUGACUCGUCUCGAACUCUUUUGUCAUACUUGAAUUGUAAAUAGUGUAUAUAAUUUUCAGUGUCUUGUAAAUAUACUGUGUUUGUUCACUCAACGAGUAUUAAUUCGUCUCACCGUCAUUCCUUGAAACCGAACCGAUAUACUCGACUGAAAAUCGCGGACAAUCUCGAACUCGAACAAAUAAGUUUAAUAUUUUAUCUCCUACUCAACCCGAGGCGAUUGGAGGUGGGUAUAUUCAAGAAAGCGUUACCAGGACAAAUGGACUGCAAAUAUGCUGUCUGAUCUCGUAUAAUCGGCAAGUAUAAUCUUACGUAAUUAAUAUUACGUUAUCUAUACAUAAAUUACUUUCUUCACGGAUGGACGAGGUAGAAGAGGAAAUGAAAAAAAAGAAGACAGAAGAAACAGGAGAAAGAGGUCUAAGGAACGAAGUCAGAUAAAAAAGAAGAGAAAGGAGAAUCCGAGGCCGGCGACGUCGCAAAUAAAAAAAAUUCAAUACCACAUGACUCAAAUGUCAAUGUGGCGGCCGAUGUCGAUAAGGAAGAUUAAUCAAGAUUAUUCUCACCGCCACCUUUGUUGAACUAUGUUUAUUAUUCAUUUGUUACAUUUAAAAACAAAUUGGAAUUAAUUUUAUGAAUAUUCAUUCGGCGAAAUUUCCGUAAACCUGUCAAACCCGAUUUGGCUGAGACUUUGCAAAUAGCUUCAUUUUGCAUAAAAACAAUAUUUGCGAGAAGGAUUUUUGGCGACUCAAAGGUUUAGAGUCAAAAUUUUGCGAAAAACAUUUUAUCAUUUUGAUGUAAUUUCCUGCAUUAUCGACACCGCGUAGAAUAAGAUUACAACAGUUUGCCGCAAAAAGCGUGCUUCGCGCGCCUAAUUGAGAUAGGGGGAGAUCUUUUGUAAUUGUAAUUACAACAGUUUUUUGUAUACGUUUUGUAUUAAUUUCCAUUAUAAACAUAUUUAAUGUCUUCUAAUAAAUGAUGAAAUGGAUCUCCUCCGUUUUUCUUCACUUCGUAUCGCCACAAAUAUUCACAGAGAUGGUCAAUUAAAUCAUCUUGAUGAAUGCCACCUCUACUCAAACGGGCUCGUAAGCUCCGCCAUGAAGAUUCAAUAUUUUGUGUGUACGCCCCUAUUUCUGGAUCCACAAAAUUUUCACUGUGGUUCACAGUUUUGUGAAUGUAUCCAUGUCUAUUUAAAUUUUGAUACCCUUUCCAGCAGUCUGUAUGAAUUUCAGACCCUAUCGCUAUAUGCUUCUGAAUUAAGGCCAAAAGUGUUGUUUCAUCGCGUUUGUUGUUCGGGCAUAUUUCUAAUCUAUACUUAUUUCCGCCGCGCUCAAUCAUACCUAUUAAACAAUAAAAAUUCAACAGAAAUGCAAUUAAAAUGUAUGAAAUAAAUUUCAAAAAUAUAAAGAAGGUAAUUAUUCGAAAUAGAGUCGAUGCCAGUCACAAAAGUUGCCGGCCGCCUAACGUCCUAACCUAACCUGUAUUCGGAAUAUUUUUAAAUAUAUAUCUAGCGUACCAAGGAUCCAUAAUCCUUCUCGAAAACGUCCCUUUUCAAAUUUCCUCCGUCCAAUCUUACAUUCAUCUAUUUCCACUAUUAUUCCAGGACCACCAAGUAGUCCUUCCGUUUCAUAUUUUUUAUCAAGGGCUAUUGUGCAGACCUCUCUACAAAACGAAAACCUAUCUAUAAUUGUUUCCGAAGAGACCGUUUGUCCAUCAAUAAUGCUGCAUUCAUGCUGCGUUUGUCCAAAUGAGAAUUUCCAUGCAAAAGCAUACGUUAUUAUCAUGCAGCUUUCAAUACUUAGAUGGCAACGCUCAAACCUAUUUUCACAUAAAGUAAAUAACAGAAUAUAACAUAAACAUAAUUUCUACAUAAACACAAUGGGAAAACGUAAAUUAAACAGUAGAAAUAAUAAUAACCACGUAUUAUGUGCUGCUGCAAUACUAUGAUCAUACUUUCCAUGUUUGCGACAUCGAAAUUGCCCUAAACCUUCUUUCGAAUCAAUAUAAAUCGUUUUCUUUUUAUGUUUUAAACACCAUUUCUCUGUAGGAAUUAACUCAAUUUCCUUAAGCCACUCAAUUGCCACUUCAUGAUUACUUAGCUUUUUAGUAAGUGAAAAUAAGUUAAUAUAAUUCAUUAUAUAACUUAUAUAAAUAGAAAAAAUAGAUAAACAGAAAACGUGAAAAGGCCGAAUACAACAAUACAUUUGACGUAUCAACAAUUUAAACAGAAGAAGAUCGUUCAACGUCCUCAAGAAAGUUCGAAACACCCGCUUCAUUUUUUUUCGGCCUAUUUUAAUUUUGAGGUACGUCAGCAAUGUAGAAAAUAAUAUUAAAAUGAUAAAAAAAAUUUUUUUCGAAUCGCCGAAAAUCCUUCUCGCAAACAUUGUUUUUAUGCAAAAUGAAGCUAUUUGCAAAAUUUCAGUCACAUCGGAUUUGACAGGUUUUCGGAAAUACAGCCAUUCAUUCUUCCAAAAGCCUUUAAACCCAAAGGACGUGUAUAUCAUUAUAUUAACAAUUUCAAAUAUGUUAUUACAAUUUAAACGUAAUUCAUUCAAUUUAAAUGUGAAAAAAGCCCCGAUAUCAAAUUUAUCAAUUAUAUGUUUUCACGAUUGCCCGAUUCUUUAUAAUGGCGCUUACAUCGAUUUGUCGAACACCUGUAUAAUGGUGAAAAAUUUGUACAAUAAAAGUUGCUGUUAAAAAUAUAAAGGUAAAAAGGUGCCGAAGAGUAUACAAUGAUGCGCCGCUGUUGCAAAUAUAAAGAAGAGAAAUAUAUGUAUAAGGUGUUGAAGAUGUGUACAGUUUUGUGUCACAGUUUAACAUAUAAGGGAAAAAAUUAUUUGGGAAGUUGCUACAGCCCCCCCUCCCUCCUACGUUAAACAUUUUGAAAUGGAUAUCGAGGAAAAAGAUUUUAUAUAAAAUGAAAAAGACUGGAUUUGAAGCGCGGUGUCUACGGAUACGCUGAACUAGACAUUCCACGGUAGCUAUUUGAAAAUUGUCGAUACGGUUCUAUCCGUUGCCAUGCCCCUGGGAAUUUGGUGGGAAUUUUGCGGUAUAUAUACCGCUCGACCGACUGGUGCUGUCACUUUAAGAAAAGUAUAAUUUUUGAAAUAAAGGAGUAGUACCAGCUGAAGAUGUACAAUUGUGUCGAUCUGUUACCUUCUAUGCGCGAGUUAUUCCUUGCCUGGCGGACGGACAGGACUUAUGAUCCUGGGCAUAUUAACGUCCGGUACCGGGAAGCAAUCCGAUAAUGGCGAAGGGAGUAUCGCCAGUACCUGGACGACCUCUGGGACUGGGACGAGAACCACAUGCUGGACAUAGCUCCCCUUUUACGAUGACUUGUGUAAUGAGCAGAAAUAUAUGUGAUUGAUUUGUUGGAAUCCGUCUCUAUUUUCUUUUUAUUGUGUUUCCUUAUUUGUUUUAAUCUUAAUUCUUAGUAAUAAAGGAUUUCUUUGGGUUGGAAGCCGUGAUUCGUUGUUCCGUUUUGUUGCUGUGUUUGUGCCUUCGGUAGUUCUGGUAUCUGUAGAUCCGAGGGCCAUGUUGUUGGAGUGAUGGUCGGAUGGAUCUAUAGCUCGAUGUCUUCUGUCGUGAAUUUGCGGCGUUGAGGCUGGUCGUCGUUCCUGGUUCGUUUCCUGCAGUACCGAUAUCCUACUGCUGCUAUUAUCGCCAUAAUGACUAUGGUUAUGGCUGAUAGCGAACCGUAGGUAAUGUAGGCGGUGUGGGUUUGGGCGCGGUAAUGCUGCGCUAUGUCCUGCGCUUGGUCGCCUAUUUCUUGCAAGGUUAGUAGAUUGGUUGGGUCCAUUUUAAUGGGUGUGAACUUUGGCUGGUUUUCUUGGUGUUUUGUCAGGAUUUGGAUGUGAUGUGGGGUUAAAUCUGGAAUAAGGUUUGUUAUAUUGAGGCCGAAACUGGGUUUGAAGGUGUAGUUGAAUUUUUGGAUUUUUAUUCCGGAGGCCAUUAUUCUGGUGUGGUCGAUUAUCGCUUCAUAGUGGCCUUGCAGCUGUAACUACGUAGUUGCGGCCAUGCUGCGUCGAUCUGCCUACUCAACCAACUGCGAACAGUGGGAGACGACUCCCUGCAACAUGUAGCGGAUCGAGUCCCCAGAAUCGUAACCCAGGUUCGGCCUUACUGUCGCUGCGCUACUGUGACCGACCUCGGGUAUCUGUCGAGAUCUCUCGAAUUCCUCCUUGGUUCUAAGGGAUCUGGCGAAAAAGGUCUUCACCAGAAAACGUUGACGAGGGUUCUUAAGGAGAACCGUGAAAUUCUUCAUGGUGAAGGGAAGCCCGGUAGCAUGGCUCAGGAACUCUCUGUCGGCAGCCCAGCGGUUGCGAUAGAACACAAAAAGCGCUGGGUCGUCGGCCACACCGGGCAGAACCAGCAUGUGUCGUCGUCCAGCUUCCGGAUACUGUGAAGAAGAGUGGAAAAACAUCCAUGGCCCGUCAGAACCUGGGUAAGGUGAAAAUCUAAAAUGUUAGGACCCAAGCUGAUCCAGCUUACGAUGUCAGGGAUGAGCUUAUACGUCUAGCGUCCAGAAAUGGACCUCUGCCCUAACCGCCCUGUAGUUUGAGUCUUCUUUCCUUUCCUCGUUUUCUUUUAGGAGUAUCUUUUCCCUUUCCUGUGCGAUCAUGUCAAUUAGGGGGUGUCCAGUCAGAACACACAAUGAGUCGAAGGACACACUACUAUACGCCCUUGCAACCCUUAGGAGGGCAGUCUUCUGUGUGCUUUGCAGCAACUUGACGUUAUGUUGAUACAUUAGUGCUCUAGCCCAGAUAAGAGCAGCAUAUAAGAUCACUGACUCCGCCACGCUGUAGUAGAGGCUAUUUGCUUGUUGACCGUCGCCGUAGCUGUUUGUCAUUAGACGCGCAAGUAUUUGGCCGGCCUAGAGAUGGUUACAACUUGAAACUGAGACCAGGUGAGAGUUUUCGGCCAGUUAAUAGUAUAGCCUCGGUCUUCUGAUGAGCCAGGAUCAGCCUACACUCUUUGAUUUUAAAAUCACACCUUGUGAUUUUUAGAAUCAUAAUAGGAUUAAUAGAUUUAAAGAUAUUCCCUCUUAAAGUUUCUUAAAUUCGACCAAUCAAAACACAUUCGAUAUUUGAAAUCGAAUAAAAGAUUGCGACAUUCAUUUACUGAUUUAUUAGAAGCCACUUUUUACAAGUCAUUUUACUCCUUUACUCAAUAUUACCAAAUCUCCUGACUACGAAUAACCAAAGCUCAAAGUGUGAAAAAGAAAAUACAUUUAUAAACCUAAAACUAUUUAAAACAACACAAUCACUUCAACCCAAAAUCCGCACCAAACAGUGACUCGUGACGGAUGCAUUGGUGGCUGUUGAAGCACUUGUGGAUUUUCGGUCCCCUUAAUUCGACGGUUUUGUUUAUUUACGUAGCCACUAAGUUGAAAAUGCGCCAUAUGAUUUUCUUCGAAAAAUCACCAUCGCACAGUGGGGUAUUUGGCCCGAAAAGCCGGACAUAACUAUUUUAAAAUUAGCUCAAUCUUUAAAGUUCCAUAACUUCAUCAGUGUUUAUCCAAAAUUAAUGAAACAACUACCAUUUUAAAGCGUAAACCUUCUACUUUUUGAUGCUGCAGGUGAUUUUUAUAAAAUUAUUGCUAAAGAGGCAAAAUUUAAUUCAAAAGUGCGUAAACUGUAGAAAUUUCUUAAAAUUUGUUAUGUUCUCUGAAGUGUAAAUAGUAUCUAAUUGCGUAUCUUGCUCUGUCGGGGCAUGGAGCCGUCGUAGCAGAGUCGUGUACGAAUUUGAAGAUUGAUACUUAAAUAUUGUACUCGCGGAUUGUACUUCGCGGGUCGUGUUGAAGAUGUGUAUUAGUAUUACUGCGCGUUGACUCGAAGACGGAUAUUAUUGUUACUGCGAACUGUUCCUGCGAAUUGCUAACUACGAACUCGCGAGCGUAUUCGGUCGCGUUAUUUUAUAAUGAUGAAAAGGGCUUGAUUUGUCAAUUCGGGUGAACUACCUUCAUUCGGGUUGUCAGCAUUUUCACAGUACGCCGACCCGAAUGAACUGCUCACUCAGAAUUGCGAAACGAUGAAUUUGGAUGAUGAAAAAGGAAUUUAAAGAUUGCGUCACCGGACGUGACACUUAGCCGCCUAGAUUGUUGCAUAUCGGUACGAUAUCAACGAAUAAAUUUGUAAGGAUUUUAUAGUGCAAUUGUGUUAUCCAAAUUUAUAGUUUAUGCUGUUAUGAGUUAGAUGAAUUUUACAAUUUCUGAGAUGAGUGUAAUUACAAUAAUUUUUUGUUAGUUUGUGUGAUUUGUUGGGCUGAGUAUUUUUUUUUUGUACUUUUACUAAUCGGUGUGUUAUAAAGAGUAAAUGGUUUUUUGGGUGACCAUUUACUUACCUCCCCGCUGAGAUUGAAGCGGUAGUGGUGCAUGACGGAGUUAUAGUGCGUGUAUUGAGUAACUUUGUAGACUGACACUUCUGGGCUUCUUUUAUUAAAGGGAAAUUUUUAAUUCAAAGGUUUUAGAGUGGAAGACUGGCCUUGUUAGAUCCUUUAUUGCGGGAGGUAUGCGCUGAGGCAGCGAGUACUCUGUGGGAGCCUUGGGUGUGCUGACUCCGAGUAUUGUCAGGUGCUCCGUGGCUUGUAGUUACUUGAACCUUUUGUGCACCUGGUGGGGUGUUUGGUAUAUAUUCUUGUCUGGCGAGUGUUUUUUUUUUGUUUUUUAUUUAUUUCUUUUUUCUUAUGGUGUGUUUUGUUGUAGCGCACGAACGGGACGUAUACAAUCCCGGUCACAUCAACAUACUGUAUCGGUUGGCCGUGCAACAGUAGCGGAAGGAGUUUCGCCAAUACCUCCAGGACUUAUGGGAGUGAGACAAAGACCGUAUUUUAAAUAUUGCACCGCUCUUCAUUCAUUAGAAAUUUUUUUUGAAUAAAUCCUCUUUCAUUUUUAUUUUCAA
Molecule: messenger RNA, 14662 nt
Organism: Osmia lignaria (orchard mason bee)
Lineage: Eukaryota; Metazoa; Arthropoda; Insecta; Hymenoptera; Megachilidae
Source: RefSeq, a predicted model, not a curated record